Messenger RNA from Drosophila innubila, 2627 nucleotides. Its product is annotated as ATP-binding cassette sub-family F member 2. Gene Ontology annotation, molecular function: ATP binding; ATP hydrolysis activity. The record is from RefSeq and is a predicted model, not a curated record. NCBI's taxonomy places the organism in Eukaryota, Metazoa, Arthropoda, Insecta, Diptera, Drosophilidae. The transcript is spliced from 5 exons. The coding region runs from base 370 to 2205 and encodes 611 amino acids.
GCAGAAAAGUAGCAGCACUUUUUGCAGCUGCUGUUGGUGUGUGUGUGUUCGGUGUGUUCCUGUUCCGUUGUAAAGCAGCAGCCCGUCUUCUAGCAGCAGAGCCCCCUCAGAAGCCCGGACCAGCAUUAACAACCCAACAAAUGCAAAUUGGUUUCAAUUCUUGUGCGUGACACGUUCUUUUUUUAUAUCAUCAUCAAUUAAAAGCACACACACAUUCGAAACAAGCACGCACAGACAGGAAAAUACAUACAUACAUACAUAUAUUUUUAGGCAACACACAAACACACAUUUCGAUUGGAAACCCCCAAAAAGUAUUGUUGUAUAAACGUAGUUUCGAGAGAUCAAGUAAAAGAGAGCGAGAGAGUAAAAAUGCCGUCGGACGCUAAGAAACGUGAUGCGCAACGCAAAAAGGAUGCGCGCAACAAGAAGAUCCAACAAAUACCAUCCACGAAGAAGACGAACGGUCAAGUGGAACGUGAGUUGACCGAGGAGGAGAAACUGUGCGCCAAAUUGGAGGAGGAGGCACGCAUCAGUGCCGAGGCACGAUCCUGCACAGGAUCAUUGGCGGUGCAUCCGCGAUCGCGUGAUGUGAAGAUUGCCAACUUUUCGAUAACGUUCUUUGGCUCGGAGCUGCUGCAGGACACAAUGCUCGAGUUGAAUUGCGGACGUCGCUAUGGUCUAAUCGGUCUCAAUGGCUGUGGCAAAUCAUCGCUGUUGGCGGUGCUCGGUGGUCGUGAGGUGCCGAUACCACCACAUAUCGAUAUAUUCCAUUUGACGCGCGAAAUUCCAGCGAGCUCAAAGAGUGCGCUCCAGUGCGUCAUGGAGGUGGAUGAGGAGCGCAUUAAGCUCGAGAAACUCGCCGAGGAGCUGACCAUGAGCGAUGAGGAUGAUGCCCAGGAGCAGCUCAUGGACAUCUAUGAGCGACUCGACGAUAUGUCCGCCGAUCUGGCCGAGGUCAAGGCAGCUCGCAUUCUCCACGGUCUUGGCUUCGACAAGGCCAUGCAACAGAAGCAGGCCAAGGACUUUUCCGGUGGUUGGCGCAUGAGAAUUGCUUUGGCUCGCGCUUUGUUUGUGAAGCCUCAUCUCCUGUUGUUGGAUGAGCCGACGAACCAUUUGGAUCUGGAUGCUUGUGUGUGGCUGGAGGAAGAAUUGAAGACCUAUAAACGUAUCCUGGUGCUGAUAUCGCAUUCACAGGAUUUCCUCAACGGUGUCUGCACAAACAUCAUUCAUUUGACCAGCAAACGCCUGAAAUAUUACACUGGCAACUAUGAGGCAUUUGUUCGCACACGCAUGGAACUCCUGGAGAAUCAAAUGAAACAGUACAACUGGGAGCAGGAUCAAAUCUCGCAUAUGAAGAAUUAUAUUGCACGAUUCGGUCACGGUUCUGCCAAAUUGGCAAGACAGGCACAGUCCAAGGAGAAGACAUUGGCCAAAAUGGUCGCUCAGGGUCUCACCGAAAAGGUCACCGAUGACAAGAUCCUCAAUUUCUACUUCCCCUCCUGCGGCAAGGUGCCGCCACCUGUGAUUAUGGUGCAGAAUGUAAACUUCCGUUACAACGAUGAAACGCCUUGGAUCUAUAAGAACCUUGAGUUUGGCAUUGAUCUGGACACUCGUCUGGCGCUGGUGGGGCCCAAUGGUGCUGGCAAAUCGACGCUGCUGAAGCUGCUCUAUGGCGAUCUGGUGCCCACAUCCGGCAUGAUCCGCAAGAAUUCCCAUCUGCGCAUCGCCCGCUAUCAUCAGCAUCUGCACGAGCUGCUCGAUCUGGACGCCAGUCCGCUGGAGUACAUGAUGCGCGCCUUUCCCGAUGUCAAGGAGAAGGAGGAGAUGCGUAAGAUCAUUGGACGUUAUGGUUUGACGGGACGGCAACAGGUCUGUCCCAUACGUCAGCUGUCGGAUGGACAGCGUUGUCGUGUUGUGUUCGCCUGGUUGGCCUGGCAGGUGCCACAUCUGUUGCUGCUGGACGAACCUACCAAUCACUUGGACAUGGAGACUAUCGAUGCACUCGCAGAUGCCAUCAAUGAUUUCGAUGGCGGCAUGGUUUUAGUUAGUCACGAUUUCCGUCUCAUCAAUCAGGUGGCCGAGGAAAUUUGGGUGUGCGAAAAGGAGACGGUGACCAAAUGGAAGGGCGGCAUUUUGGACUACAAGGAUCAUUUAAAGAACAAGAUCACCUCGGAGAAUGAGAAGAAAGCCAAGGCGGCAAAAUAAAUUGAUAUUUACACAAAACACACAAACACACACACAGACAGACAGACAGGCACACUCACACACACACACACACACACACAUACAACCACACAGGCUUACAGGCAUAUGUUAAUUCAAUAUUUGUCUCUCUCUCUAACUUUUGUGUACGUUAUGCGAAAUUAGUUUUGAGUUUACACUACGCUAUAGUCAAGUCAUGUAAACUAUAACUAUUGAAGAAAACAAAACAAAUAAACAACAGCUACACAUCAACAACCACACAAACACACAACAUAACAACAAACAAUACACACACAAAGAAACAACAAAUUUAUAGGUGAAUUUUUUUGAUUUUCUGUGUCGAUUUAAAUUUAAUAAAAUGUGAGACAAAAACAAAACCAAUUACAACAACUAUAAACUGCUUGUGAUCUUAAGCGUAAGCCACA